This is a messenger RNA of Austrofundulus limnaeus, 1893 nucleotides long. RefSeq names its product FA complementation group E (gene fance). Gene Ontology annotation, biological process: interstrand cross-link repair. The coding region runs from base 76 to 1629 and encodes 517 amino acids. The transcript has 9 exons. NCBI's taxonomy places the organism in Eukaryota, Metazoa, Chordata, Actinopteri, Cyprinodontiformes, Rivulidae. The record is from RefSeq and is a predicted model, not a curated record. Gene Ontology annotation, cellular component: Fanconi anaemia nuclear complex.
AGUACUGUUUAAAACUGGCGGGUUUCAAGUUUAGAGGGGAAAAGCGACAAGUUCGUAUCUUGUCUCAUCAGUAGCAUGUAUUUGAAYCGUUUUGACGGACAGUCGAGGCUGCUGGUUAGGGCUUUGAUGUCCGGACUCUUCGGGACGCAGAAAGCACUCGGAGUCUUCCAYAAGCAGCAGCGGGCGAACCCCGACAUCUCGCUGGCUAACCUCUUCGAAACACUGUGUCAGGACGAAAUAACCCGUCCGCAGACUGACAAACAUGCACUCGUCAUUAAACCGCUUGUGUGCCUGUUUUCAACACUGUUCCAAAAGAACCUACUGACCUUCAUCUACCUGGUUCAGUCAGUUCUUCCUGGGACCACUGUUCUCCGUCUGCUCAAAUGUCUCACUAAGGACUCCCASCCGAACCCCUGGGUGUCAGCUCUGAGUAGACAGCUGGAGAGAAAACUGCAGCUUCACUACGACGGGCCUCUGUGCACCGAACAGUGCAGCCAAAAACUGAAGGAGAUGUUCCAAGGUUCGGUCGGUUGUAGUGAGACGGGAUGGGCUCAGUGCUUCGAUGAUCAAAUGGUCAAACCAGAAUCUCAGGUUGUAUCUGAGGCGGGCACACAAAGGAAGAGGCGAGGCAGUUUUGUUAAUUUGGAUGACGAAGAAACAAGACGGGAGAGCAAACGGAUAAAGUGGAACAUCUUUGAUGAUGAGCUUGAUGAGUUGGAAGAKGGAGACACAAAGAAUCGGGCAGGAGAAGGAUCUGAAAGUGCUGCCACUGCAGGAAAUCCUGCACCAGACAAGCUGCAGGACAGCCUGCCUGAAACCCUGAGGGCUUCUUUUCUUCUAAUGAAAGAAUUACUGGAAAGUCAAAAAGAGUGGGAUGAACCCUCCACAGAUGUGUUCAAAGUGCUGAAUGAAUGUGACCCCAGCCAAGUGGAGGUGUUAUGCAGCAUGCUGAGUUUACCCCAUAUACCCGAACACACUCUGCCUAAACUGUGCAACAGCAUCUUGUCUCUCUCUCCUGACCUGAGCUACAGCACGGCAGCAACUGUCCUCAGGAGCCUCCUGCUGGAGAAGGUAAAUUACUGGAUCCGUGCAAACGGGGCCGCGUUUGAUACUGAAAGUUUAUUUUGGUUUGUAGGUUCUGUCCCUGGCCGAGCCAGCUUCCAGGUGUCUGGUGACGGCAGCGACGUCUCUCUGCRGCCACUAUCCCAGAGCGACGUGCCUCGCUGUAAUCUGUCCAAUACUGGAGGACAAGCGCGGCACCCACAGGCGGAGCUACUGAACAGACUGAUAGAGAGUUGUCUGGAUUCUCACUACAAACUGCUACUGUUUCAAAUGACACUCAAAGUUUCUUGGAGUGAAGCUGUGCUCUCCAUUAUCCACAGCUUGUUAGACUCAAAGGCUGACUUGAAUGAAGAUGUUUUCACACAGUUCAUAAAGCAGCUCAUCAGUCAGGGUCCUCACUUCACAAAAUCUGUGAAGUUUGCCAAAAUGAUGCUGACAGUCCUCACCAAAUACAGCGGCCAUAUUACUGCUGAGCACAAACACUCCUUGAUGAGCUGCUUAAAUAUGAAUGAAACAUUCCUAAAGAAGUCUCUUCAAGCUGCUUUAAAAAGGAUCUCACACACAUGAUUUAUAAUUCAAUGUAYUAUUUGUUUAUAAAGCCAGUGGAAAUAAAGUCAUCCCCCAGCAUGUUUUUGGCUUUAAUAUCAUUUGUGCAUUGCUUAACGUCAUUUGCUUAUUACUCUUGUCAUAUUUAUCAUUUGGUACUCUGGAUGUGCCAGAUAAAAAUGUAAGAAAUAGUAUUUUGUAUAACUGGUUGUAGUUAAAAUUCUCCAGAAUUUGUCAUUUUUACUUGAACAGGUUCACAAUAAACUGCAUUAUUUAAGCAACCAA